Molecule: messenger RNA, 2426 nt
Organism: Dromiciops gliroides (monito del monte)
Lineage: Eukaryota; Metazoa; Chordata; Mammalia; Microbiotheria; Microbiotheriidae
Gene: IHO1
Product: interactor of HORMAD1 1
Exons: 9
Coding region: 231-2045 (604 amino acids)
Biological process (GO): meiotic DNA double-strand break formation; homologous chromosome pairing at meiosis; DNA recombination
Cellular component (GO): condensed nuclear chromosome
Source: RefSeq, a predicted model, not a curated record
GCUAAGGGUACCAGUUGAAGGCUGCUUCCCAGGGCCUUGUCAUUGGGGAAAUCUCAACCCAUGGAGGCUCCUGGCUAGGUGGUGCUUUUGAACAAAUGGAGCUCACAGCAGCACAGCAGAGAGGAAGCAAAUCUCUGAAGCAAAGGAGCUCAGCUCUCUGGAGUUCAAACCUCUUGAGGGCAAUGAGGGUUAAGUGACUUGCCCAGGGUCACACAGCUAAAUCUUAAGAAAUGAACUUUAAUGUCUGGAAUAUCAAAGAGAUGCUCAGUGUUCCCCCAGGUCCAGGGACCAAUAAAUCAUCUAGUUGGAAUAACAGUCUUCAUGAUUGCUCCAGCCUUACUGAUUCCCAGUUCCUCUUUGGGUCCCAGUUCUGUCCGGAGAAUUCACAAUCACUUUCAGCAUCUUUGGACUUCAAUGCCCACUCCAGACAUGCCAAAACUUCACAACAGCCCUCUGAGGAUAGUGAACCUAGUAUUUUCACAAAGUAUCAAGCAAAACCCCAACUGUUUGGGGGAGAUGGAAAGGAUGGACACUUACUUAUUCCUCAUUUGCCUAUUGGAAAAUCAAAAGGUAUCUUGGAACAGUUUGAGGAGAAUAAGAAGAGAGCACAAGAUAAACAGGACAGGUAUGCAAACAUACGCAAAGAAAGUGAGGCUCUAAACAACUUCAUUUCCUAUGUCAGAGAAAGCAUGCACAGGUUGCAAACAUCUGUGGAAAAGUUGGAAGAAGAACUUAGUUCAAGAAAUCAGUCCAUUUUGGAUUCACUGGAAGCAGUUGCUAAGAAAUUGCAAGAGAGUGCCCAAGCACACUGUAACUUAUUGUUAGAGACACUUGGAGACAAAAGCAGAAUGGAGCAGAGAGCCCUGGAGAUGGAGAAGCAACUUGAAACUAGAGAGGCAGAAUUUUUAGAUAUGAAAUCCAGUCUGAAGCAUCUUGAAGUCCUAGCAGCUGAACAGAGCAGACAGCACCACAGGCUGUGUGACCAAUUGGAUCAAUUCAACUUCCCCAAUGUCUUAGCUGAAACGCAGUCACUUGGUUCAGAAGCUCAGUUGCCCUUCCAUGUGGAUGAUGGAGAUUCCCAGAUCUUUCCAGCUCUACUCCAGGCCUCCAGUCUCACCAGGAAAGGGAAACCAAUCUCAGAGUCACCAGAUAGAGGUGAAACCAUCAUGCUCCUUCCCCACCUGAAUCCCCUCACAUCAUCACACCAAUGUGGAAAAUGUAGUGCCGACAAGCAAGAAGCUGAGGAUGAAACUCACAGGCUCGAUAGAAACGCUAGAAACGCAGCUACUUUUUGGCUUGACAAGGGAAAUCGGAGUGUAAAGGAUGAAGCUGUACAGACUGAUUUAGAGCCUCAGGCUCCUGCUAAGAGGUUGUCUGACAACCGUGACUCCAGUAGCAAGAUUUAUGGGGAUCGCUGCAAAAGAGACUUGAUGGUUCAAGAAACGUCUCAAUUUUCAUCCAUGACUGUGAAGGACUUGGUCACUAAGGCCAGGCCCACAUGUAUUCUGCAAGAGUAUCAACCAGCAGCUCUAUGUCGUACUAACACACAUGAUCAAAAUACAGUUCUUGAACAGACAGGCAAGAGUAUAGAACUAAGAAAAAGAGUGAAGAGGAAAAAGCCCAGGAAAGUUCGAAGAGGCCCAUUUAUAAGAAGGAAGAGUUCAGGCCUUUCAAGAAAUACCUUUACUUUCUGCUCAAGCGUAGAAGAUCCUCAAUCUGAGGAACAUGAUGUGUUUCUGGGUCAAGUGGAGAGCCCCAGGCAACCCUUGCCCCUGCUGUGUCCCUCCAAAACUCUCCAGCCUGUAGUGAAAGGUCGAGGCAGGGCAGAGAAGGCAGAAAGGGCAGAUAGCCCCCCCAAAGCAGCAAAUAGCUUCUUCCUCUGUGAUUACUCCUCUCCCUUUCCAAACAGCACUGAGGGGGAUAAGCAGAUGAAGUGGUUCAGUGAUCUCAAUUUUGACAACUCAGGCAGCCCUAAUGCCAUGGAAACCAAGGAAAGCACAUUUUAUGCCGUUGCUUUUGACAGUAGUGAUGAUGAUGGAGACUAAGCCUUCUUUAGGACUCGUCACCCAUCAUUCCUGAAGAAGUAGCUGUGACAAUCACUCUCUUUUUCUAGCUGGGAGAGCAGGGUGAAAUAUGUCACUCUGAGCCUUGUCUUACAGCCAGAAGAAGACUCAGGAAGACGCAUGCCCAAAUGAAAUGGCCUUGGAGCCAUGUCUGAAGAACUCAGCCUCUUUAUUCUCCCUCAGACUGCCAAGUAGCCAAAAAGUUUGGCCACAAGUUUGUAACAUCUCUGUGGCUGAGACUUCCUUGGAAACCAAAUGUUGGGGGCAGCUAGGUGGCACAGUGGAUAGAGCACUGGCCCUGGAAUCAGGAGUACCUGAGUUCAAAUCUGGCCUCAGACACUUAACACUUACUAGCUGUGUGAC